UAAAUGAAACCGACCAAUAGCCUGCGCAAAUGUUUCUCCACUCCACUUGUAAUUUCUUAUCGUCAUAUGACCUAGCCUGGUAAAGUCGUGUCGUGUGUAGGCCAUAUUGUCAGUGGGUUUUCCAGUUUGGUGGUGUGUUCACUCAAGAAUUUAGUCCAUUUAGACCUGUAAAUACUCUACAAAAUGUCUAAAGAAGAAUCACCAGUCUACGCACCCUUCUUCGGUGUCAUGGGGGCGUCAGCUGCCAUAAUUUUCAGCGCGCUGGGAGCCGCCUAUGGAACGGCGAAAUCUGGAACAGGAAUUGCCGCCAUGUCCGUCAUGAGGCCGGAACUGAUCAUGAAAUCCAUAAUUCCCGUGGUCAUGGCUGGUAUUAUCGCCAUCUACGGGCUUGUCAUAGCUGUACUGAUUUGCAGUUCAAUCACACCAAACCAAUACACCCUGUACAAGGGUUUCAUCCACCUGGGUGCCGGCUUGGCGGUAGGAUUCUCCGGGUUGGCCGCUGGCUUCGCCAUCGGUAUUGUGGGAGAUGCAGGAGUCAGGGGAACGGCCCAACAGCCCCGCCUGUUCGUCGGAAUGAUACUUAUCCUCAUUUUCGCCGAAGUAUUAGGUCUUUACGGUCUCAUCGUCGGCAUCUACCUUUAUUCGAAGUAAAUUAUCUUAAAUUAUUCAUCCCAUUCCUCACACUCUCAAUCUUCCCCCCUCCACCCGCCCAACAACCAACAUCCGUUCAGUUCCUCAACAAAAAACCAGAACAGAAAUAGCCACGAGAAACUAUCAGACGUUAGCCUCCAUCAUUUUAUUGACUAUCCGUUUUUUUUUUUUUUAAGUUGAAGAAAAAAGAUGUUUGUCUGUCAAAGUGUAAAAAUAUGUAUAAAAUGGCAAAGCUUUGAUUGAAUGACCUCUAAAAUGAUUGUUGUUAGUCGAAAACAAAAAAUAUUAACGAUGAAUUCGCUGUGUAUAUAAUUGAAAGGUACACCUUCGUUAUUUUACGGUUAGUUUGAAGAACAGAAUAUUCGGGAGAACCAGAUUCAUGAGAAAAGGCAUAAAUAUGUUGGUCCAUUCAAUAAAAAGUAUUCCUUAAGCAAAUUGUAUUGUAUAGUCAUUAUGUUUAUAUAAGUAGAUAGAUUUAUAGGUUUCAUUAUUUGAUAUAAUGAUUAUAUCCAAUUUGGCUUUAUUGAGCCACCUUUAAAAUAAUGAAUAAAGUUAAACAUAAAGAAGCACAAUUAUUUUCAGUUCUGAAAUUUUAUUGGUCUGAUUUUCUCAUUAAUUCAGUGAUUGUUGUUGUUUUUUUUUUUAAUUGGAACUCUCUUUUUAGGGCUACAUAUCAUCGCCAAAUAUGUUUUUAUUUCAUUCUGUAGCUUAGGCAAAGUAUUGUUGUUCAAGUUUUGCUCAUCGUUUUCAACGAUCAUACAUACAUUAAGAUAAAAAGGAGUUUUAUUCAUGAAAUUAUUCGACCCCUUUCGCAAUUCAUCUCCUCAACGGUUAUUGGUCGAAGAAAAGCUGUUUUUUGGCAGUCGAUGAAGAGCUAAGUGUUAAACUUCUCUGUAGAGUAGAUACUUAAGAGAAAUGGCAUUUUAAUCUCUGUUCCACUUUGUCAUCAUAGUUUUUUGUCGUAUGUGGCUCACUAAAUAGUUCAGAUCGUUCGUGGUGAAUUUCACAUCAAUUGUAAUUACUCGAUCAACACUUGUUAACGAAACAAUAGCUCUAAUUCAUAUUUUUCUAUAUAAUCUCCGGAAAGUUAUAGGGAGAGAGAGUUUAGCAAAAUUUUGUUCAAGUAUAUGAUUUGUACAUUCCAUUACUUCUGCCUUAGAGAAUUUGUUGUUUAUAAUUUGACAAAAUAUACAGAGAAAAUGUAAACUUGUAAUCAGAACAGAAUUCUUGAGAUAUUAAAAACAUAGAUCUAUUCAUUGUUCAUUUUUGCCUCAACACUUAAAAGUUCCAAGUAAUCGAAAGAACAUUUUUUCAUGCUGUGUAGUAGUAAAUCAGUAUUCUCGAGGUAAGAAGAUGAAAGAUUAUUUACACUCGAGGACCCUGUACAAAGAAUCGAAUGGAAAGGUAAGUCUGUAUCCUUCCACCCUUUUAUGUUUUCUCUGUAUAGCAAUGAAAACUGUAGUAAAAACAAUUUAUGUUAAUACAUCUUUGCCUCUUGUCGUA
Molecule: messenger RNA, 2154 nt
Organism: Harmonia axyridis
Lineage: Eukaryota; Metazoa; Arthropoda; Insecta; Coleoptera; Coccinellidae
Gene: Vha16-1
Product: V-type proton ATPase 16 kDa proteolipid subunit
Exons: 3
Coding region: 184-651 (155 amino acids)
Biological process (GO): proton transmembrane transport
Cellular component (GO): proton-transporting V-type ATPase, V0 domain
Molecular function (GO): proton-transporting ATPase activity, rotational mechanism
Source: RefSeq, a predicted model, not a curated record